Messenger RNA from Cinclus cinclus, 3564 nucleotides. RefSeq names its product coiled-coil and C2 domain containing 1A (gene CC2D1A). Gene Ontology annotation, cellular component: nucleus. The record is from RefSeq and is a predicted model, not a curated record. NCBI's taxonomy places the organism in Eukaryota, Metazoa, Chordata, Aves, Passeriformes, Cinclidae. The transcript is spliced from 27 exons. Gene Ontology annotation, molecular function: DNA-binding transcription repressor activity, RNA polymerase II-specific; RNA polymerase II cis-regulatory region sequence-specific DNA binding. The coding region runs from base 146 to 3031 and encodes 961 amino acids. Gene Ontology annotation, biological process: regulation of transcription by RNA polymerase II.
CCUUGCUGUAAAGCGCGGGGUGUUGACAGCAGGCGGCCGAGCAGGAAGUGAGUGAGGAUAAAACGAGAUAACCGGGAUCGCCAGGAUCAACCGGAGUCACCGACCUCGCCCGGACUGGGAGCUCGGCCCGGCGGGACACGGAGUCAUGAGCCGAGCGAGAAGGGUCCCGGGCCGGGGGGCCGCCAUGGCCAGGCAGAUGGGGCUGCUGGUGGAUCCUGGUGUGAGGGGGAGCCCGGGGGAUGGCGGUGGUGACGGCGAUGUGGCACUGGAGGCUGAGCUGCUGCUGCUGCUGGGGGGCCGGGAGGCCCCGGCGGGUGGGGAGCCCUCCCCGCCCCCCCAGCAAGCUCUGGCAGCAGUUGAGGCCCUGGCUCAGCUCUGUCUCCGGGACCCCGCGGAGGAGGAGGAGGAAGGGGAGGAAGAUCUGGAGAACGAGGAGGAGUUGCUGGCAGAACUGCAGGAGGUGCUGGAAGAGGGGUCCGGGAGCGCAGCCGCUGCGGAGACCCCACAGGUACAGCCCGGCCUGGGUGAUCCCAGGGUCGAUCCCUGCCGGGGUCCCAGUGAUCCGGUGUUCCUGGUGUUCCCGCAGGAGCCUGCAGGCGCUGGGGCGCUGCUGCCGGAGCUGUUGGAGCGGGCGGAGCUCUACCGGGCUGCCCUCGGGAACUGUGCGAGGGACAACGGGAACGGUGCCCGGCUCCGGCGGCUCCAGCGUGGCCUCAAGACCCUGGAGCAGAUGCUGGAGUCCGUCCGGAGCGGGAAGUCGAUUGACGAGGCCGAGAUUCCUCCUCCAGUGGCUCUGGGGAAGGCGGGGGGAGCCCCUGGGCCACCACCCCCUGUGAGCCCUGAGCCCCCAGUGCAGCCCCCCGCCCCUCCACAGGCCCCCCCAGCCCCGGAUCCCUGCCCGGAUCCUGGCUCAGUGCCAGCGCUCCGGGUUCGGCUCCAGGAGCUGCAGAAGGAAGCACUGGCGGCCAAACGCCGCGGGGACACGACCGUGGCCCUCGAGCACUUCAGGGCAGCCAAGAGGCUGGAGGCACAGCUGGAGGCGCUGGGGCAAGGCUGUGUUCCGCCAGCCCCUGAUCCACAGCCAGAAGAGCCAAAGGAUUCGCCAAGGAGGGAUCCACCAGACACCAGCCCAGCCCCUCCCACCACAGGGGCACCCCGGGCGCCACGGGACGUGCGGGAGGCUCUGGAGCAGCGCAUGGAGCGGUACCGGACGGCUGCAGCCCAGGCCAAGGACAGCGGGGAAGCAAGGAAGGCACGGAUGCACGAGAGGAUUGUCAAGCAAUACCAGGCUGCCAUCCGUGCUCACAGCGCUGGCAAAGCCGUGGAUCUCUCGGAGCUGCCGGUUCCCCCAGGCUUCCCCCCUAUCCAGGGCACAGACAUCCCAUCUGAGCCAAGCAUUUCUGGGAUGCUGGAGGCGGCCUUGAGGCUGACGGGGCCAGAGCAGGAGGAGGAAGAGGAGGAGGAAGAGGGGGACACCAAAGUAGCCAAGGUGCAGCCCAGUGCUCCCCCUGCGCCCCCUCCCAAACAGCCACCGCCGCCCCCCCGGAAUUCCCAAGUGGCUCCCAAACCUGCUGGAAAAGCCCAGCAGCAGCUGGAGUUCCUGGAGCUGCGGCGGAGGCAGCUGGCGCAGGCCGCGCUCCGCGCCAAGCACCGCAAUGACCUGGAGGGGGCCAAGCUGCUGCUGCGCCGGGCCAAAGGCAUCGAGGGGCUCAUCGGGGCCGCCCGCGGGGGCCUCCCCGUGGACCUUGCCCAGGUCCCGGAGGUGCCCCUGGAUGGGGCUGAAUUUGAGCUGGGGCCUGGCCGGGGGGUUCCCGUGCCCCCUGAGGCUGCCAAGACCUUCCUGCAGCUGGCGGGGGCCCUGCGGAGGCAGCACCAGAUGUGUCUCACCUAUUCCCGACAAUUCGCCCAGCUGGGGAACAUCUCAGAGACCACCAGGUGCGAGGCGCUGGCCGAGGAAUGCCGGCGGCACAUGGAGACCCUUCGCAGGGAGCACAAUCGGGGGGCGCCCCCCCCAAAGCCCCGCUACGAGCAGAGAACCUUCAGUGUCAUCAAGAUGUUCUCAGAUCUGAGCAGCAGUGACCUGGAGCUGGGAAUAGAGAGAGGGAUUGGCCUCCCAGUGCCCGCAGGUGUGGCCCCCGGUGACCUGGACACCUUUGUGCGCUUCGAGUUCCCCCACCCCAGUGCGGAGGAGGCGCAGCGAGACAAGACCAACGUCGUCAAAAACACGGAUUGUCCUGAAUUCCGGGCACGGUUCCGGCUGCGGCUGCUCCGAGGGCACCGGGGGCUGCGGAGGCUCCUGAGUUCCCGUGGGAUCAAGUUCGAGGUGACCCAGAAAGGGGGGCUGUUCCGGCCGGAGCGGGCUCUGGGCUCGGCGCAGCUGCGGCUCGAGGGGCUGGAAGGAGCCUGUGAACUCCGGGAGCAGCUGGAGUUGCUGGACGGGCGCCGCCGGACGGGCGGGCGGCUGGAGGUGUGGGUGCGGAUCCGGGAGCCCCUGGGGGCGCAGCGGCAGCUGGAGCCGCGCUCCGAGCGCUGGCUGGUGCUGGAGCCCAGAGCCGAGGCCACGGUGAGUGCCGGGACCACGCGGGAUCGCCCGGGGAAGGGAGGAAAAAUCAGCCUGGGCCAACCCAGAGCUCCUCCUGCUCAGGUCGCCGUUCCCAAACCGACCGUGGCUGCCCCGAAGGACGGGAACAACAGAUCCGUCCCCACCUUCCCGAGCCUCAGCCUGCUGCUGUUUGACCGGGAGCGCCUGGAGCGGAAGAUGGUGCCGUUGGGCCGUGGCGGGCGCUCGGUGCCGCCCGAGCUGCGGCAGCAGCACCAGGAUCUGCUGCAGCGCAUCCAAGGGCUGCGGACACGGCUGCAGGGGGGGGACCCCCACUUCCGCAUGGAGUAUGCGGAGCACCUGGAGCGGCACCUGCGGCUCUACACGGAAGCGGCGCGGCGCCUCGGCACCCAGGGAGAGCGGGAGGCAGCCAAGGAGGCUCUGUACAAGCGGAACCUGGUGGAGAGCGAGCUCCAAAAGCUCCGUGGAUGAGUCCCCCCUGCCUUGCUCCCCGUCCCGGGGUUAGGACCACGUGGGACUCUGGGGAGGCUCAGAGGACGCUUCCCCCUGAUUUGGGGGGGCUCUGGGAAACUCCCCCCCCCCCCCCCCAUGCCCACUGUGACAAUCACAGGGAACAGAGCUGCUAUAUCCCCCCAAUGACAGGGUGACACUGUCCCCCCCAAUGACAGGGUGACACUAUCCCCCUCCCCCCCCCCCCGUGACAGGGUGACACUGCCCCCCUCCAGUGACAGGGGGACACUGCCCCCCUCCCCAAGUGACAGGGUGACACUGCCCCUCCCCCCCCCCCCCCCCCCAUGACAGGGGGACACUGCCCCUCUCCCCAAUGACAGGGUGACACUGACUCCUCCCCACCUGGGUCUGCGUGUUCCCCCAAGCACUUUUUCCCUUCCCCCCGCGUCCCCCCCACCAAAGCGGAUUCCCCCCCCAAGUGCCUGUAGGCGAGGGGCUGUUCCGGACGCUCUCACAAAUUAUAAAGUUUUUAAGAAGGAAAACGCGGAUUUUGG